AUGUUCCCAGCGUUGAACGUGCAGGCCGUUGUGGACCACCGUAUGCGCUUUACUAGCGUGAAGAUUCGGCCAGGUUUAUGGUCAGACCAGAAGAUAUGGCGUGCUGCUGCGUUGGGAUCUACGUACGACAAGUAUUUACCCACUGGAACUCCUUCCUUGGUGACGCUGGGUACGCUCUCAGUCCAGUAA
This is a messenger RNA of Phytophthora nicotianae INRA-310, 189 nucleotides long. RefSeq lists its product as hypothetical. Bases 1 to 189 code for a protein of 62 amino acids. Lineage: Eukaryota; Oomycota; Peronosporomycetes; Peronosporales; Peronosporaceae. The record is from RefSeq and is a predicted model, not a curated record. The transcript has a single exon.